AUGGACGAGCUUCAUCUACCUCAAGAUGCCGCUUCCAUAUUGGAACGCACCUACAAUAGCGACGCAAGAACUUCUGAAUUUGACAAGUGGCUCAUAUACACGACUUAUCAUGCGCCUCAAGACGCUCAAAAACUCUAUCGAUUGGCAAUGUCAGCAUACAAUGAACAAGCCCUGAACGAGCCAGAAUCCGAAUGGGAAAGCGUGGGGUUUCUUAAACCAGCCAACCAAAGCCGUCCAGACCUUCGAUCACCCUCACUGCAGCGUAUCCUGGAACAUCAUCUGCACAUGGUCGAACGUCAAUUCCCAGAAUUUGCACCCGAUGGUGGGGAUGAUGAGCAGUUCUACGUUUUCGGCUUUAUUGCAUUGACGCAACCUGACUGGAAACAUAAAGGGGCAACAGCAGUACACUGUGACAAGGAUCGCGGAAAAUGGAAAGUCACUCAGUGUCGAGGUAUCCCAAUUGACCAAUUGGGUAUGGAGUUGACCAGUGUGAGCGACAACGACGACGACUUCGACAAUGUUCGUGUGAGGUAUGAUGAUAGCGGCAACGAGGGGCCGGACAAUCAAGGUGGUGCCGCUCCACAUGGACAGUGGCAGUUCUUGGUCUACUCAACGAAUCUCUCUCAACUAGAAGCGAUGCGGUGCAUACCUGAUCCUCGUGGUGGUCCCGAUUUUCCACUGGGUGAGGCAACUUUUAUGUUUCGGCCAUCAGAGUUGUCCUCCAUCGCAGAAAUCCAAGAAGACCUUCCGAUCGCGUACGCAGAGACAGUCAGGAAUCCUACAGUACCUGCUACUGGUAGCCAGAGGAUUUCCAAAGUUCACCCGGGAUUGUUUGUUGUGGUAGAGGGCAAAGAGAAUCUGUCAAUCAAGAUCGUCAAGCUUGAUUGGGACCACAAUAUCCAGAAGUCAGAUGCGGAGUUAAAGAGAAUCGGGCGAGAAAGUCAGACUAUCUCUCAAUGGCUAGUUGAGCCUGAGGCAGUUGUAUCGACGCUUGAGCGACUCGCGACAGAGGUUUUACAAGCGACGGAGCCAUCUCUAUCAUCUGAACUGCAUAAGAGGUCUGAGAUCGAUCACAGGGACUGCGGGGUCAAUCUGAAAGAUCAGCCAACGUCUUUUUAA
This is a messenger RNA of Aureobasidium melanogenum CBS 110374, 1119 nucleotides long. RefSeq lists its product as uncharacterized. NCBI's taxonomy places the organism in Eukaryota, Fungi, Ascomycota, Dothideomycetes, Dothideales, Saccotheciaceae. The record is from RefSeq and is a predicted model, not a curated record. The transcript has a single exon. Bases 1 to 1119 code for a protein of 372 amino acids.